Microdochium trichocladiopsis is the source of this 3673-nucleotide messenger RNA. RefSeq lists its product as uncharacterized. Bases 209 to 3568 code for a protein of 1119 amino acids. The transcript is spliced from 7 exons. Lineage: Eukaryota; Fungi; Ascomycota; Sordariomycetes; Xylariales; Microdochiaceae. The record is from RefSeq and is a predicted model, not a curated record. Gene Ontology annotation, cellular component: Rpd3S complex. Gene Ontology annotation, biological process: regulation of transcription by RNA polymerase II.
CACACAAACCACUCUCGUGCUGCCAAACCCUGACGCGCCUGCGUCUCAGAGCCACAGACAAUCGUCUUGUAGGCGAGACCAGCUCCGCACCAUCCCUGAGGGUAGAGCAGCGCGCCCCAGUUCCAGAGCAGUUUCCACCACAGCACCUCGUUACAUUCUCGCCAUCACCCAAGAAAGGGACCUCAGCAGGUCUACGAGCGUCGCCAACAUGUCGUCCACAAACCAGACUUCGUCAAAGUCUACGCGAUCGCGGUACUCGAGCCCCUCGGCUGGCACGCAAAACAGAAGUUCUGUCACUAAGGAGCAGCGGAACUUCAUGAGGAGCUGGCUGGAGCCGCCUGUCCAGAACAAGCCGAGCUUUCAGGAUGCCGGGCUUAUGCGGUCGGGGGUCCUCGAGAACAUGGCCCCCUUGGGCACGCUUCCCAAGGCGAACGCGUUGAAAAAGACCACCACGAGCAAAACGACACGGUCCUCUCCAUCUCCAGCUGACGAGGACUUCACCUCUGCUCCAGCACCCACAGUCAGGAAGACGACCUUCAAGGUUAUGCCGUACUCGCAGACAGUUGCGCUUGCCACGAUCGAAGCGUCUAGCGCGACACCGUCGAGGUCUCCAUCAGUCCCUGCGCUUGAUAUGGAGGUCCAGCAGAGUCGGUCACAAUCGCCCCUUUCACGACCAAGUCACUUGCCUCUGGUAAUCGACGAUGGGGCAGAUGAAGAUUAUGUUCCUAAGAAGACGAAGAAGCCUCGGCGGUCCACUGCUAAGAAGCUUGGGAAAGCUGCGUCAGAGGAGACGCCCGGCGUUGCGGAGAGCACUGCAGAGCCUACAACCACAACAAGGAGGCAAUCUGCGAGGCACAAGACCCGUCGCCAGUCCAGCCCCACUCCUCCCCAACCAGCCACAUUUCGCGCACCAUCUUCGACCAGGGACCGUGAGCCUGAGGAUAAGGAGAUGGCAGAUAAAGUCGUCGAGCUGGCUGUCGAGGAGGCACUGGAUUUCCACCGCUAUCCUACAGCUUUCGCGAUCCGGCUGCUGUAUGACGACUACCAGAAUGACCCUCACUUUGUGGCUAUGAUUGAAGAUAUUGCCCACCAGCGAGCGGAUAUCGAAACCCUACAGGAGUUCACUCGGUUGGUCAAGGAGAAGAAAAAGGACGGAGCACGAAAUGGCAACGCGUACGACUACUUUGUUCCGCCAUCAGACGGCAGCAGGGCCAGCCCUAGCAAGGCCCAGCCUGCCCCUUACGCAGACCUCCUGACCAUGGACAUGGGCACGAUCAAGGACCAAGAAUCCGACCAAGGCAGCGAAGAGCCUCCGAACAAAAGGCCCAAAUUGGAACCGACUGAGUCCCUGGUGAUGAACGGCACUGGGGUUGGCUGUAGUGGCGCAGCUCGCCCCCUCCAUGACACUCCCCAGAAGGCGCCUGCCGCUAGUGCCAAGGGCACGCCAGGCAGUCGCAAGUCGCCCCGGAAGAAGCACAGGUCCGACUCUCUUAGCAGUCUGUCGUCCUUGUCGUCUAUCGACGUCGACGAGCUGGAUUUCAGCACAUUUGCUGCAAAUACUGCUGCUGCAUCGGGCGAGGAAGAGGACCUCGAGGAGGAUGGUGUCGAUGCGCCAGGUGCUGCUCCUACCCCGGCCGUGACCAGACAACCAAUCAAACCGUCGCACAAGAAACCCGCGUCCAAAAAGAAGGAUGCGGCCGGCCCCAAACCUGCUCGCUCAUCAAACACAACUCAACAUCCACCCUCCUCCUCAUCAUCUGACCUGAGCAUGCCAGCCACCGUCAUCAAUGACGGUGCAUCUCAUCAACCACCCGGCACUCUCAAGUUUCCCAGUCGCUACGGUGAUGCGGGCGAACUUAAACCCUACGAGCGGAAGAAGUUGUUAACCAAGGCUAAGAACAACGAGGCACUCAAGGAAGCUAUCGAGCACAGCUUCACGCGUGAGCCUCUCGCAGCGGACCUCAGCUAUGAGACACUGCCGGCGGCCCAAACCCCGGUCGCCCGCGCUCAAUCGAUUGUAGAGAGCGUUCGCAGUGCAGUCCGGACACCUGCUCCUGGUUCACGAACCACAAGAGCCGCCAAGAGAAGUCACGAUGAAUUGGAUGAGCAACCAUCAUCACCCACAUCCAUCUCAAUUCGACCUGAUCUGGAUCCUCCAUCCGGCCGCCCAUCACGUGCAGCAACACCUACCAACCCACGAUCUGGCAAGAGAGCACGCGGCGGGCUUCGCGUCAAGACAUCUCCGAUGAAGAAAAAGGGUACUGCUGCCGGCGUGCCUCGUAGUAGUGGUGAUCGCCCCAGCCCCCUUGGCUUCGGGCCUCCAAAUGAUAAGGACGAUAAUGACGACUCUUGUUAUGCGUGCGGAGGCAACGGCGAGCUUGUCUGUUGCGAUGGGUGCUCAUAUGCCUUUCACUUUGCCUGCAUUGAUCCUCCUUUGAAUCAAGCCACCGCAGGGGAUGAGUGGUAUUGCAACGAGUGUACCUACCGAGCAUAUCCGUCCAUAGGGGAAAAGAAGGGCGUAUUUGGCUCCCUUCUCAGCCUUAUGGACCGGAAGAAUUCUCGCGCGUUUAGACUGCCGGAACGAUUGAGGGACUAUUUCGAAGGCGUCAAGACUGGGCCCGAGGGUGAGUAUGAGGAGGUUGCGCCAGGAGGCCCCAAAACGAGUAGACCUAACAGGAAAGGCUACACGGAGGAGCCAUUUGACUUUUAUCGCAUCAGGAACACCGACGGGACUGCAGCAUUGUGCCACAUGUGCCACAAAGCAGCGUCUGAGAACAGGGCUCUGCUGCCCUGCUCCGAAUGCCCCCUCAACUGGCACCUUGACUGCCUCGACCCACCCCUGGCCUGCCCGCCACUACCACGCACAUUCAGGUGCCCUUGUCAUGCGGACGACACACCUCGAGGACUGAUGGCGAAGCUUGCUCCCGCUCACAAGCUCCGCAAGAUCAAGGGAGCUCCGGUGAUCGAACAGGCUUAUGGUCGCGGUCUGACCAACAACGGCUGCAUAGAAAUUGAGGAGGACAGCGAGGAUGAGAACGAGGCCCAGUACCAGAACUUUGGCCGCGUGUAUCGGGUUCCUGAGCGGGGUGUCAAGCUCGACUUCAUUUCUCGUGUGAAGAAGAACCGCUGGCGGGCACCGCCACUCGCGGUGGGCACGAGUGACCCCGCUCGCAUGAACGCGCCAACGGUCCGCAGCCUGGAAGAGCAGCAGGCUGCACUGAAUCUCGCCCAGCUCAGCCAAGGUAGUAGUGACGGCGUCAGCAAUCUUGUGCGAGCUAUGGUUACGCAAGCCAGUCCUGCAGUCGUUUCCCUGAUGGCAGCAGCUGAUGCUGAACGCAUGGCCGCCGGCGAACUUGGCGAGCUCGACGUAGUGGCUCUCGAGUCCAUGCUCGCACAAGCCGACGCCAUUCGAGCCUCGGUCACACGACUUUUAGCCAAGCGAGGACACCCCGCAGUUCAAGAGUCAAGCUCUCAGCUUGAAACCACGACAGCCACUCCGCCAACAGACAAUGGUGCGCACGAAGUCAAGCGCCGACGCAGUAAUGAUUCUGCCAUGCAGCUCGACUGAGGCAGAUCCUACCAAUGCGCUCCCUCUGUCAAGCCCUCAACGAUGAGAAAGCCAUUGUCCGUAGACACACUCCAGUGACACGAGCAAUGUUCGGUCGAGAUCGGC